Molecule: messenger RNA, 1848 nt
Organism: Plenodomus lingam JN3
Lineage: Eukaryota; Fungi; Ascomycota; Dothideomycetes; Pleosporales; Leptosphaeriaceae
Source: RefSeq, a predicted model, not a curated record
AUGUCUCACCAAUCUCCAUCCUCUUCGGCUGGCAUGGGUGCCUCCUCGAGCCCCUUUGCUGGUACGGAAGCUACUCUGUACUCGCCUGACAUGGCUCGCAAUGUUGGUCCAGGUCAUCAUGGCCGCAACAACAGCCAGGUCACGGUCAUCGCCACCGAGCAGUCGCUUCAUCGUGGCAAUGGUGCGACCGAGAAGCAGAAGGCCAUUCUUCCGCUUCCAGGUUACUACAUGCCAGGUCGAUUCGUCUCUGAGAUCUCCGAGGACAGCUCUCACUUUGUGUCUCGCUACCUCUUCAUCUCGCGUCUGCCAGAUGGUACUCCGGCCGGCUCUGACCUUGAGAUCGAGCUGUUCACGGUCCAGCAUCAGAUGAAGCUUUACGCUUGCUUCGCUACCAGUGUCGCGUACUUCAACCGUGGAGUUCAUCUGCGCUUCGAUGACCUUCAGGAUGCCAUUGAGGCCCGCGAGAUCCUUGAGCAGCAUGAUUUCGUUGUCGACCACAUUACCAACUACGACUAUGCCAAUGCCAAGGGCCAGGACACCGCGCUGGUUGAUGACAAUGAGGGUCAGGUCAAGGUUACUAUCAAGAUCGAGCCCAAGCCCGACCAGGCCAACUUCAGUUUCAGCAACGAGGAUCUCGACGCCAUGAUGACAGCUGUCGGGCUUACCGCCGGCAUCUUCGGUACCCUUCGCAACUGCGUCCACGUUGGCUCCGACCAUGCCCAGUUGCGUCUUGAGUUCCGUCUGGAAUUCAUGUCCCUUGAUGCCGCUCAGCGUGCCGUUCAGUCUCUGCGCCUCGAUCCUGUCUGGGGCAUGAGCGAUGAUAAGACUUUCCAGUGGUUCACCGUCGAUGUUGCUCCUUGGGUCGGCGGACUUGGACUCAACGCACCCCAGGCUAGGCGUCCCAUGGACAACCAGGGUCGCCUUCUCGGUUAUCGCCCUGCCACUUCUGAUCAGCAAGAGCCGCGCCGCGUCGCCCACCCCUUCCGUCAUCCUCAUGACCAGCACAACCGUGUCCGUCGUGAGCGCAUCCUUGACGGUGGCGAUGUUCGUACUACAAUCAUGCUCAGGAACAUCCCGAACAAGUUGGACUGGAUGUCUCUCAAGGCGAUUCUCGAUGAGAACUGCUUUGGCACCUACGACUUCAUGUACCUUCGUAUCGACUUCAAGACCGGAUGCAAUGUUGGCUACGCCUUCAUCAACUUCUCCGAUGUUCGCGGCAUGAUUGCUCUUGUCGACAAGAUCGAAGGCCACGGCUGGACUUCCUUCCACUCAGCCAAGGCCGCCGAGAUCUCCUACGCAACCAUUCAGGGUCGUGAGGCGCUUGUAGGCAAGUUCCGCAACUCUUCGGUCAUGCAGGAGACUCCAUUCUGCCGUCCGCGUCUGUUCUGCACCUACGCCGAGGCUGAUAUCAUGGGCGCACUCCGUAACUCUGGCACUGAGCAGGCGUUCCCUCGUCCCGACAACCUGUCUAAGCUACAGCGCUCCAUGGACAGCGCCCGUAGUAUCGGCCUGUACCCUCCUCAUGGAACCUCGGACGUCACGGAGCAUCGUACUCGCACCAGCACCUACGACCGUGGCACUCCUCGUGACAUGAUCCAGACUGCCGCCGACUUUGCUCGCCAGCGCCUCUUGCCGAUGCCCUUCAACCACCUGCCAGAGUCCAAGAAGCGCGAGAUCGAGGCUUGGUACUCCUACACUGCCGGUCAAGGUCAACUUGGUCGCAUCCCGUUUGAGUACAUUCCCCUGACCCAUGUCAACCAGUACUUCGCCCUGGGCGACCCAGUCGUUCCCCAAGCUCAUGGUGUCGUCGGCGGUCCUGUCGGCGGUCCCUCCAACCCCUUCAUCUAG